Molecule: messenger RNA, 276 nt
Organism: Trichoderma asperellum CBS 433.97
Lineage: Eukaryota; Fungi; Ascomycota; Sordariomycetes; Hypocreales; Hypocreaceae
Source: RefSeq, a predicted model, not a curated record
GGUUGGACGGCAAUGCAACUGGCAGCGGCUGACGGACAUGAGGGGAUAGUCUCGCAGAUUUUGAAAUACGGAGUAAAAAUAGAAAGUCAACAGCAAGACGGGUGGACAGCUUUGCAUUGCUCGGCAGCCGAAGGCCACAAGUCAGUAGUCUUGGCGCUGCUUAGCUACGGGGCGGACGUGAAGACUAAAGACAAGCGUGGUGCGACUCCACUGCUCCUAGCGGCGAAGAAUGGGCACGAAGAAGUAGCAAAGAUACUGGUAGAAAGAGGGCUAGAG